GUCAUCUAGUCAACGCCGUUAAUUUCUUUACAACGACUUGGAUAUUUAAUGCUUUGUAUUGAAAGCAAAACAAAAUUCCAUAAUAAAAAAAGGCUAUAUUGUGGCAAAAACCAACGAAAAUGGGACAACCACUGACAUUUGAAACUCUUAAAAGAAUUGCAGCCAAUGAUCCCACAGCCCAGGAAAAUCUAGAGGAUCUUAAAUAUAUGUUCCGGUCUGAUAUCGGUUCAGCUCGAAACAUGUAUCGCAUACACACAAUGGAUGACUUGAUCGACUGCCUAGAACGACAUGACGCAUUAUCGGAAUUUAAUAUUGAACCAUUUAGGGAAAUUGCUGAUGAAUAUGGCGGUGCCUUGGCAGCAGUGAUUAUGAAUUAUCAUGUGCCUAAAGAAUUAUUAACGGCUGAGCCGUAUAAUGAAUAUCGUGAAUUACGUCUGUCACACGAAUGUGCCACCCGUUUGCAUAUAAGUGGUGGUUUGAACGGUUCACACAGUGGACUGAAUGUCAAUGCACCAAAUGUUAAUGCAUCACCUGUCAAUAAUAAUAAUAAUAAAUCACAGCAAGCUACAUUUGUUGCUCAAGUUCCAACCAAGGAGAAACGUGCCGCAAUUUAUAAACUUAUAGCAAGUGAAAUUGGUACAGAUUGGCGUUGUCUGGGACGUGAACUGGAUAUAUGUCAGGGUGAAAUGGAUGAUGUUGAAAUUCAGUAUCGUGAUUUAAAAACUCGUGUCUAUAAGCUUUUUCAAAUAUUCGAAGAAGAUGAUUCUAUAGAUCCCAAAAAACAUGUAUUAAUAAUAUGCCAAGCAUUGGAUCAAUGUCGUCGCAAGGAUUUACGUCGUAAAGUAGAGCGUAUCAUGUCUCAUUGAGUUUUAUGCUGAUAUUUCGAAAAAUAUAUGUAUAUUUAAAAAUUUUUAUUAUUGUACAUUAUGAGCAAAGUAUAACAAGUAUUCCGACUCUCAUAAAGAAAUUUUUUUAAACUUAACUUUCCUUUUUGAAUUUAGAAAAU
Lucilia cuprina (Australian sheep blowfly) is the source of this 1006-nucleotide messenger RNA. It is a transcript of the gene Fadd, whose product is annotated as fas-associated death domain protein. The record is from RefSeq and is a predicted model, not a curated record. Bases 120 to 866 code for a protein of 248 amino acids. Gene Ontology annotation, molecular function: protein binding. NCBI's taxonomy places the organism in Eukaryota, Metazoa, Arthropoda, Insecta, Diptera, Calliphoridae. The transcript has a single exon. Gene Ontology annotation, biological process: signal transduction.